AUGGGAUCACAUGACAUCGUGGACGGGAACCACCGCCUCACACUGGGCCUGAUCUGGACCAUCAUCCUCCGUUUCCAGAUCCAGGACAUUAGUGUGGAGACAGAGGACAACAAGGAGAAGAAGUCUGCCAAAGACGCUCUGCUGCUGUGGUGUCAGAUGAAGACCGCGGGUUAUCCCAACGUGAACAUCCACAACUUCUCCACCAGCUGGAGAGACGGCAUGGCCUUCAACGCUCUCAUCCACAAGCACAGACCGGACCUGAUCGACUUCGACAAACUGAAGAAGUCCAACGCUCACCACAACCUGCAGAACGCUUUCAACCUGGCAGAGCAACACCUGGGGCUCACCAAGCUGCUGGACGCUGAAGACAUCAGCGUGGACCACCCUGACGAGAAGUCCAUCAUCACCUACGUGGUCACCUACUACCACUACUUCUCCAAGAUGAAGGCGCUGAAGGUGGAGGGCAAGAGGAUCGGCAAGGUUCUGGACAACGCCAUCGAGACGGAGAAGAUGAUCGAGAAGUACGAGUCCCUGGCCUCGGACCUCCUGGAGUGGAUCGAGCAGACCAUCAUCAUCCUCAACAACCGCAAGUUCGCCAACUCCCUGGUGGGAGUCCAGCAGCAGCUGCAGGCCUUCAACACCUACAGGACCGUGGAGAAGCCGCCCAAGUUCACAGAGAAGGGGAACCUGGAGGUGCUGCUCUUCACCAUCCAGAGCAAAAUGAGAGCGAACAACCAGAAAGUUUACACACCGCGGGAAGGAAAACUCAUCUCCGACAUCAACAAGGCCUGGGAGCGUCUGGAGAAGGCGGAGCACGAGCGUGAGCUGGCCCUGAGGACGGAGCUGAUCCGACAGGAGAAACUGGAGCAGCUCGCACGCCGUUUCGACCGUAAGGCGGCGAUGAGGGAGACGUGGCUGAGCGAGAACCAGAGGCUGGUGUCGCAGGACAACUUUGGCUUCGACCUCCAGGCCGUGGAAGCUGCCACCAAGAAACAUGAAGCCAUCGAGACGGACAUCGCGGCCUACGAGGAGAGAGUGCAGGCCGUGGUGUCCGUGGCGCGUGAGCUGGAGGCGGAGAGUUACCACGACAUCAAACGCAUCACGGCGCGUAAAGACAACGUGAUCCGUCUGUGGGAGUAUCUGCUGGAGCUGCUGAAGGCGCGUAGGCUCAGGCUGGAGGCUAACCUGGGCCUGCAGCGGGUGUUCCAGGAGAUGCUCUACAUCAUGGACUGGAUGGACGAGAUGAAGAUGCUGCUGCUGUCCCAGGACUAUGGGAAGCACUUGCUGGGCGUGGAGGACCUGCUGCAGAAGCACGCUCUGGUGGAGGCCGACAUCGGGAUCCAGGCCGACCGCGUCCGGAACGUCAGCAGCAACGCUCAGAGGUUCGCCAGCGACAGCGACGGAUACAAACCAUGUGACCCCCAGAUCAUCCGGGACCGUGUGGCUCACCUGGACUUCUGCUACCAGGAGCUGAGCCAGCUGGCGGCCGAGCGUAGGGCCCGGCUGGAGGAGUCCCGCCGCCUGUGGAAGUUCUUCUGGGAGAUGGCUGAGGAGGAGGGCUGGAUCCGGGAGAAGGAGCAGAUCCUGUCGUCGGAGGACUUUGGGAAGGACCUGACGGGAGCGGUGCGUCUGCUGAGUCAGCACAAAGCCUUCGAGGACGAGAUGAGCGGCCGCGGAGCUCAUCUGAGGAACACCAUCCACCAGGGAGACCAGCUGGUGGAGAACAAGCACUUUGGAGCGGACAAGAUCCAGGAGAGGAUCCAGGACCUACAGGACCAGUGGGCCGCUCUGGAGCGCCUCUCUGCGGUCCGCAAAGCCAAACUACAGGAAGCCUGCAACCAGCACCAGUUCCAGGCGGACGCAGACGACAUGGACACCUGGAUGCUGGACGUGCUCCGGAUCGUGUCCUCGGUGGACGUGGGCCAUGAUGAGUUCUCGACCCAAGCUCUGGUGAAGAAGCACAAGGACGUGGCAGAGGAGAUCUCCAGCUACAGACCGGUCAUCGAGGCUCUGCACGAACAGUCCCGCACCCUGCCGCCCGAGAAGGCCAACUCUGAGGAGGUGCAGAGCAGGCUGGCUGGUAUCGAGGAGCGGUACAGGGAGGUGGCGGAGCUGACGCGGCUGAGGAAGCAGGCGCUGCAGGACGCCCUGGCCCUGUACAGGAUGAUGUCUGAGGCCAACGCCUGCACGGUCUGGGUCGACGAGAAGGAGCAGUGGCUCAACAGCAUGGACAUCCCAGAGAAGCUGGAGGACCUGGAGGUGGUGCAGCACAGAUUCGAGAGCCUGGAGCCGGAGAUGAACAGCCAGGCUUCCCGGGUGGCGGUGGUGAACCAGGUGGCCCGGCAGCUCCUCCACAGCGGACACCCCAGUGAGAAGGAGAUCAAGACCCAGCAGGACACCCUCAACACCAGGUGGGGUCACUUCCGGGACUUGGUGGAUCAGAAGAAGGACAGUCUGAACUCUGCUCUGGGCGUUCAGAACUACCACCUGGAGUGCAACGAGACCAAGUCCUGGAUCAAGGAGAAGACCAAGGUCAUCGAGUCCACGCAGGAGCUGGGGAACGACCUGGCCGGGGUCAUGGCGCUGCAGAGGAAGCUGACCGGGAUGGAGCGAGACCUGGCCGCCAUCGAGGACAAGCUGAGCGACCUGGACAAGGAGGCCGAGAGGCUGGCCACGGAGCACCCAGACCAGUCCACCGCCAUCAAGGGCCAGCUGGAGCAGAUCCGGGGGGUCUGGGGGGAGAUGAAGGACACCAUGAAGAACCGGGAGGAGUCUCUGGGAGAGGCCUCCAAGCUGCAGCAGUUCCUGCGGGAGCUGGAUGACUUCCAGUCGUGGCUGUCCCGCACUCAGACGGCCAUCGCCUCCGAGGACAUGCCCAACACUCUGACCGAGGCCGAGAAGCUGCUGGCCCAGCACGAGAACAUCAAGAACGAGAUCCGCAACUACGAGGAGGACUACCAGAAGAUGAGGGACAUGGGGGAGAUGGUGACGCAGGACCAGACGGACGCUCAGUACAUGUUCCUGAGGCAGAGGCUGCAGGCGCUGGACACAGGCUGGAACGAGCUGCACAAGAUGUGGGAGAACAGACAGAGCCUCCUGUCCCAGUCCCACGCCCACCAGCUCUUCCUCCGGGACACCAAGCAGGCAGAGGCCUUCCUCAACAACCAGGAGUACGUGCUGGCCCACACGGAGAUGCCCACCACGCUGGAGGGGGCGGAGGCGGCCAUCAAGAAGCAGGAGGACUUUAUGACCACGAUGGACGCCAACGAGGAGAAGAUCGGAGCUGUGGUGGACUCAGGGCGCCGCCUGGUCUCCGACGGCAACAUCAACGCAGACCGCAUCCAGGAGAAAGUGGACUCCAUCGAGUCCAGACGUAAGAAAAACCGAGAAGCUGCGACUGAGCUGUUGAUGAGGCUGAAGGACAACAGAGACCUGCAGAAGUUCCUCCAGGACUGUCAAGAGCUGUCUCUGUGGAUCAAUGAGAAGAUGCUGACGGCUCAGGACAUGUCGUACGACGAGGCCCGUAACCUCCACAGUAAAUGGCUGAAGCACCAGGCCUUCAUGGCCGAGCUGGGCUCCAACAAGGAGUGGCUCGACAAGAUUCAGAAGGACGGCGAGGCCCUGAUGUUGGAGAAGCCUGAGACCUCUGCGAUGGUGAAGGAGAAGCUGUCGUCGCUGAAGAGCAUGUGGGGCGACCUGGAGAGCACCACGCAGACCAAAGCUAAGUGUCUGUUCGACGCUAACAAAGCCGAGCUGUUCACCCAGAGCUGCGCCGACCUCGACAAGUGGCUGGAAAACCUGGACGGACAACUGAUCUCUGACGACUACGGCAAAGACCUCACCUCCGUCAACAUCCUGCUCAAGAAGCAGCAGAUGCUGGAGAGCCAGGUGGAGGUGCGGCAGAAGGAGGUGGGGGAGCUCCAGUCCCAGUCCCACGCCCUGAGUCAGGAGGGCAAAGGCUCCGAGGAGGUGGACGGCCAGCGGGUCAGCGUGGAGAGGAGGUUCCACACGCUCCAGGAGCCGCUGCAGAGGAGGAGAGACAUGCUCAUGGCCUCCAGAGAGAUCCACCAGUUCAACCGCGACGUGGAAGACGAGAUCCUGUGGGUGGAGGAGAGGAUGCCCAUUGCCACCUCCACAGAUCACGGACACAACCUGCAAACUGUACAACUGCUCAUCAAGAAGAACCAGACGCUGCAGAAGGAGGUGCAGGGGCACCAGCCGCGCUACGACGACAUCUUUGAGCGCAGCCAAAACGUGCUGCGGCAGAGCUCGCCGACCGCAGACGCCAUCCGCCUGCGCCUCGCCGAGCUGCAGGCGCUGUGGGCCCAGAUCCGCCACGAGACCGAGAAGAGACACACGCGCCUCAGCGAGGCCCACGAGGCCCAGCAGUACUACUUUGACGCCGCUGAGGCCGAGGCCUGGAUGAGCGAGCAGGAGCUGUACAUGAUGUCAGAGGAGAAGGCCAAGGACGAGCAGAGCUCUGUGGCGAUGCUGAAGAAGCACCAGAUCCUGGAGCAGGCCGUGGAGGACUACGCAGACACUGUUCACCAGCUGUCCUCCACCAGCAGGGGGCUGGUGGGGGCCGGACACCCAGACAGCGAGCGCAUCGGCAUGCGGCAGUCGCAGGUGGACAAACUGUACGCGGGCCUCAAGGACCUGUCGGAGGAGCGCAGAGGGAAACUGGACGAGCGCUUCAGGCUGUUCCAGCUCAACAGAGAAGUGGACGACCUGGAGCAGUGGAUCGCAGAGAGGGAGGUGGUGGCCGGGUCCCACGAGCUGGGGCAGGACUACGAGCACGUCACUAUGCUGCAGGAGCGUUUCCGGGAGUUCGCCCGCGACACAGGGACCAUCGGUCAGGAGCGUGUGGACGCCGUGAACAGGCUGGCGGACGAGCUGAUCAACGCGGGCCAUGGGGACGCCGCCACCAUCGCAGAGUGGAAGGACGGUCUGAACGAGGCCUGGGCCGACCUGCUGGAGCUCAUCGACACACGCACGCAGAUCCUGGCCGCCUCCUUCGAGCUGCACAAGUUCUACCACGACGCCAAAGAAAUCCUCAACCGCAUCCUCGACAAACACAAGAAGCUCCCAGAAGAACUGGGCCGAGACCAGAACACCGUGGAGACGCUGCAGCGCAUGCACACCACCUUCGAACACGACAUCCAGGCCCUCGGGACGCAGGUGCGGCAGCUACAAGAGGACGCUGUGCGCCUGCAGUCUGCGUACGCCGGGGACAAAGCAGACGACAUCCAGAAGAGAGAGGGAGAGGUGCUGGAGGCCUGGAAGAGCCUGCUGGAGGCCGCCGAGGGCCGCAGGGUCAAGCUGCUGGACACUGGGGACAAGUUCCGCUUCUUCAGUAUGGUCCGGGACCUCAUGUUGUGGAUGGAGGACGUGAUCCGGCUCAUCGAGGCCCAGGAGAAGCCCAGGGAUGUGUCGUCCGUGGAGCUCCUCAUGAACAACCAUCAGGGCAUCAAGGCCGAGAUCGACGCCCGCAACGACAGCUUCACGUCCUGCAUCGAGCUCGGCAAGGCUCUGCUGGCACGGAAACACUACGCUUCAGAAGAGAUUAAAGAAAAGUUGCUACAGUUGACGGACAAGAGGAAAGACAUGAUUGACAAGUGGGAGGACCGCUGGGAGUGGCUCAGACUCGUGCUGGAGGUGCAUCAGUUCGGGCGGGAUGCGGGCGUGGCCGAGGCGUGGCUGCUGGGGCAGGAGCCGUACCUGUCCAGCCGAGAGAUGGGCCAGAGCGUGGACGAGGUGGAGAAGCUCAUCAAGAGGCACGAAGCCUUCGAGAAGUCUGCCGCCACGUGGGAGGAGCGCUUCGCCGCGCUGGAGAGGCUGACCACGAUGGAGUUGUUGGAAGUGCGGAGAAGGCAGGAGGAGGAGGAGCUGAGCCGACAGCCCGCGGUCACAGAGGCCACGCCCACAGACGCGGCGUCACCACGGGAGGGAGAAGCAGUGGCUCAGAACGGCCUGCCCUCUGACCAGGAGUCGCCCAGGGACACUCUGGACGGAGGCGAGGUCGUGAACGGCGUGUCGGACCCCAGUCCCUCGGGGUCUCCCGGGGCCCUGCGCAAGGGUCAGGCCGCCACGCUCCCCACCAAGACGGACGGCGCCACCUCCCAACUGGAGGGUUUCCUGCACCGCAAACACGAGUGGGAGGGCCACAACAAGAAGGCCUCCAGCAGGUCGUGGCACCAUGUGUACUGCGUGAUAAACCAGCAGGAGAUGGGUUUCUACAAGGACCAGAAGAGCGCGAGCCAAGGCGUCCCGUACCACAGCGAGAUCCCCGUGAGCCUCAGGGACGCCGUGUGCGAGGUCGCCACGGACUACAAGAAGAAGAAGCACGUCUUCAAGCUCAAAAUCACAGAUGGAAACGAAUAUCUCUUCCAAGCCAAAGAUGAUGAGGACAUGAACACCUGGAUCUCCGCCCUCUCGGCCGCCGUCCCAAGCGACAAAGGCGAGGUGACGCCCAGCAGCCACAGCACGCCGGCCCCAGGAGCGCGCGCCCAGACACUGCCCGCCACCGUGGCGAGCAGCACGGCCGCCGCAGAGUCCAGCCCGGGCAAGCGCGAGAAGGGAGACAAGGAGAAGCGCUUCAGCCUGUUCAGCAAGAAGAAAUGA
This is a messenger RNA of Knipowitschia caucasica, 6621 nucleotides long. Lineage: Eukaryota; Metazoa; Chordata; Actinopteri; Gobiiformes; Gobiidae. The record is from the annotation of a GenBank genome assembly.